Molecule: messenger RNA, 1325 nt
Organism: Cladocopium goreaui
Lineage: Eukaryota; Dinophyceae; Suessiales; Symbiodiniaceae
Source: the annotation of a GenBank genome assembly
CUGUAGCUCAGUUUUUGCACGAUCGAGCCAUGCCAUCGAGCCGUGGAGCCGUGGGUCGCUUGAUGGUGCCGCGAGCUGUGUGGCUAGUGUGGCUACUAAUAGGCCUGGUGGUAGCAGUGGAGCCUCCGGACGGAUGUCCCAGCAACUUGUGGAGCUCUCCAUGCAGCAACCAGGCCACUUGUGAGAGCUUGGCCGUAGCUGGCUUGACCUGCUCAUCUGUGGCAGUGAUUGAAAGUUGCAAGGACCAGUGUGCUGAACCUUGUUGUAUCACAACAACCAGCACCACCAAAACCUCGACGAUGACCAGUGCGACGCACACAGAAACCACCUACACCAGCACCGAGACAGAAACACAUACCACAACAAGUGGAACUUCAACCCAAACAUAUACAAGCAUAACCACCACUGCCACUACGGUGACUGAGACUGUCACGGGAAGCACAGUUACACACACCCAGACUACACUUACUACCAGCAUGACUACAAUAACUGAGACAGAGCCCGUUGCCACCACCUCUGCUCAAGGUGCAGCAGCCAAAGUCACAGUUAGGAUGGCUGUGAAAGUAGAGAAAGUGGAGGAGAAUGCUAAGGGCUACGAGGGCUACAUGGAAGACCCGAGAGUAAAGCAGGCCUACCUAGAUUUGAUGACCGAGGUAACAGGCCUGGAUGCUGAGAUGAUAGAUGUGGAGAUGGCUCCCACCGCCCAGGAAGGUGAGAUUACGGUCACCUACCUCUUGACCAUUCCUUAUGAGGACAACGGAAAUGGCCUGGAACCAGUUGUUUCCAUCGACUCCCUCCAGAGCAAGCUGCAUCAACUCAACAUGGCUGGUCUCAAUGAGAUGUUGGAUCAGAAGAUGGACGCGGCUGGCGUCACCGACUUUAGCCAAGAGGUUCAAAGAGUUGAUGAUGACCAAACCACUGCAGUCGACCGAGCUCUUAGGCUUGGGAUGUUGACAUCAGUGGUCCUUGGGAUGAUUCUCCCGUUGCUCUUCUGAGUGCUUGAGGCAAGGGUCCAGAGAUCGGUUUGUAGCUUUCUCCUGGCGCCAUUUGUUCAGCAAAGUUUUCCUGGACUGAAGCUUUUGUUUGCUUGAACUUGCAAAGGACGCCUCAGUUCAUGAGCUUGAAGCUUUUUGAACUUGACCCAAAAUACCAAGCUUUUGAGUCUGGCGUCGUCAAAUGUCCAAUAACGGACCUUACAGUGGCAGCCUUUUGUCCUCAUGAAAGUGGGGCAGCUCUUCCUCUCACCUCAGGUGAUGACAGAGCACACGAGAAUACAAUAGACACAAUGCGACAAUGAAAUGAACACUGCGUUAAAAUCGUUAAAA